Epithele typhae is the source of this 2583-nucleotide messenger RNA. Its product is annotated as glycoside hydrolase family 2 protein. Bases 1 to 2583 code for a protein of 860 amino acids. Gene Ontology annotation, biological process: carbohydrate metabolic process; glycoprotein catabolic process. The record is from RefSeq and is a predicted model, not a curated record. Gene Ontology annotation, molecular function: beta-mannosidase activity. The transcript has 20 exons. Lineage: Eukaryota; Fungi; Basidiomycota; Agaricomycetes; Polyporales; Epitheliaceae.
AUGACCGCAGCCAGCAGGGAGCUACACGACGGGUGGAUGUUCUCGCAGGUCGGGGGUGGAGAAGUCCUGAAGGACGGGGAGUGGCUUGAGGCGACGAGCUUCCCGACGACGGUGCACGUCGAGCUCCUUGCGCACAAGAAGAUCCCGGACCCGUUCAUCGCCUUACGAGAGUGGGACGUGCAGUGGGUCGGUGAGGCCGCGUGGACAUUCAAGACGACCUUCACGGCGACCCCGGCCGAGCUCGCGGCGCAAAACGUGGAUCUCGUGUUCGAAGGGUUGGACACCUUCGCGGACGUCGAGCUGAACGGGAAGCACAUCCUCAAGAACGAGAGCCAGUUCGUCUCUCACCGCGUACCGGUCAAGGACGACCUCAAGGCUGGCGAUAACACAUUGGUCUUGAAGUUCGAGAGCGCAUUCAGGAAGGGUCGCGAAAUUGAAUCACAGCACGAGAAGUUCAAGUUAUGGAACGGCGACUCUAGCCGUCUCCACGUCCGCAAGGCGCAGUACAACUACGGAUGGGACUGGGGUCCGGUCCUUAUGACGACUGGCCCUUGGAAGCCGAUCCGUCUCGAGACAUACGACGCCCUCAUCGCCGACCUCGACAUACGCCCCCGCGUCGACGAGAGCCUGAACGCGAGCAUCGACGUCACCUUCGCCCUCUCCAAGCCUGGCACGAACGUGGCGAGCGUCGCGAUCCGCGACCCCGAGGGCAAAACCGUGAUCGACCAGACGAACAUCUCUGUCAAGAGCUCGAGCGCGAGCGCAAAUUUCAAGCUCUCUGCAGGCCUCGUCGAGCUCUGGUGGCCGGUCGGGUAUGGGAAGCAACCCGUUUACGAGGCCGAGGUCGCUAUCACCGAUGCGGCAGGGAAGGUGCUGGACAAGAAGCUGCAAAAGUUCGCGCUAAGACGGGCGGUUAUCGUUCAGGACGAACUCGAGGGCCAACCGGGACGGUCGUUUUUGUUCGAGAUCAACAAUGUUCGCAUGUUCUGCGGUGGAUCGAACUGGAUUCCAGCAGACUCUUUCCUUACGACGAUGACGCGCCAGCGUUACCGUGAUUGGCUGCAGCUCCUCAUCGACGGUAACCAGAACAUGAUUCGCGUCUGGGGAGGAGGCAUUUACGAGGCAGACGAUUUCUACGACAUCUGCGAUGAACUUGGCAUCAUGGUUUGGCAAGACUUCAUGUUCGGCUGUGGACAGUACCCCGCGUAUGAUUCUUUCACCAAGCUAGUCGAAAUCGAGGCGGAGCAGAAUGUGAAGAGGCUACGCCAUCACCCAUCCGUUGUCAUCUUCGCUGGGAACAACGAGGAUUAUCAAGUCGCGGAGUCCCACAAUUUGGAACUCGAUUACUCCGAUGAGACCUCUGAUUUCCGGAAGACCAACUUCCCUGCGCGCUGGAUCUACGAACGGCUGCUUCCAGACGUCGUCCAGCGUCUCUGCGACAUUCAUUACCACCGUAGUUCGCCGUACAGCGGCUAUGGCAAGCCUACCACGGACAAGACGUACGGCGACCUCCACCAAUGGAACGUGUGGCACGGGUCGCAGGAGCCCUGGCACAACUGGGACAUCCUCGCCGGUCGCUUCGUCUCAGAAUUCGGAAUGGAAGGCUACCCCGACAUCCGUACGGUCGACUACUGGCUCGGGGGCGAUCAAUCGGAGCGCUACCCCCAGUCGAGGUCGAACUGCAACCACAACAAAGCGGAUGGCUUCGAGCGCAGACUGGAGCUGUACCUCAUGGAGAACUUCAAGCACGCCUUCGACAUGGAGAGUUACGUGUACUACACCCAAGUGAUGCAGGCCGAGACCCUAGCGUCUGCUUACCGCCUUUGGCGGCGCAACUGGAAGGGCAGGGGUAGAGAAUACACCGCUGGUGCGCUUGUGUGGCAAAUCAACGACUGCUGGCCGACGACCUCCUGGGCGAUCGCAGACUACUUCCUCCGCCCGAAACCGGCCUACUUCACCAUCAAGCGCGAGCUCCGGCCGUACACCGUCGGGCUCACCCGCAAGGACCACACGACCACGCCUGAUCCGCUCUCCGCCGCGUCCUUCGCGAUCGAGACGCGGCUCGAGGUGUGGGGCACGAACAGGACGCUCGAGCCGCGGCGUGCCACGCUCACCGUGACCGUCUUCGACCUCGACUCGGACUGGACGGAGGCGUUCGAGCGCGCGGUCGAGCUCGCGCCGAACGCGGCGACGGAGCUCUGGGCGGGCGCGCUCCCCGGACAACCCGUGCGCACGACACGCAGCGCCGUCCCGCGCCCGCUCGUCGUCUCCGCGCGCCUGCUCGACACGGACGGGACCGUGCUUGCGCGGUACGCCAACUGGCCGGAGCCGUUCAAGUACAUCCACUUCCCCUCGCCCGCCGCGGUCGGCCUCACGAUCGCCCCCGCGGCUGACGGCCGCUCCGUCACGCUCUCGUGCGCGAAGCCGGUCAAGGGCAUCGUGCUCGACGCGCCCGGGCUCGCCGCGCCGCGCUUCUCGGACCAGGCGCUCGACCUCGUCCCCGGGGACCCGCAGACGGUCGCCGUGGAGGGGCUCGACGGGCGCACGGUCACCGCGCGCUACCUCGGCGACGGCUCGGCUUGA